AUACUACACUUUGAUAAACCUGUCUUAGCCGGCCUCUUGCAUUUAAGGACUACCAAAUAUGUCUCCGCUGGGCGAAAUUUCUGACCCCUAUGUUUCUGACAUCUUAUAUUCUCUCGUAUGUCGAGAAGCAGCGCGGGCGUUCGAGGGCGUGAUCAGCGCCUCGUGGCUUCUGGAGCGCGCAUGCCCGCCUGGCUUGGACAGAGCCUUUGAGCAGGCCCCACGGCGGAGCGAGAAUGGCGCGGUUGGACGCGGCCGCCGGGAGUUCUCUCUCCGGGGCGCCUGGGCUCCUGGACGUGGCGUCCGUCGCCGAAACCACGUCGGAUUACAAGACAGUCGACAAUUCCGGCCCUGAAUCGUCAUUCGUAAAGACCAUCUCGCAAAACUACAACGUGGACGAGCUGCGCAGGAUUCUCAGCGACAUAUACUGUUCCACCGUGCACUCCCUGAACUUGGAGGUUAUACAGGUGUGGCUGCAUGUAGUCCAGGACAUUCGUGCUUUUUUGCUUGCCCACGAAGAUGAAGAUUACCUGCAGCUGUACUCGAAGUCGAUGCAUCUCCGACUAACGACCUGCUGGAACGAGAUACUGUACGCAAUCAUUGGUCACGUCCGGCACGCUCCAAAUCUCCUAGGCCAUAACUUCCAGAGAUCCGCUGGAAACAAGAAGCUUACAAUAAACAGCUGCAUAGCCUGUUUCUGUCACUUUUGCAAUGAAGUCGGCCUUACCUGGAACAAGGGUGUCAGUGACAUUUUGAACCUUCUGAGGGACAUUCUCACCAUUAUGAAAGAAAACUACCAAGAUGCUUCCGUCGUAGAAACGUGGAUCAGGCAGGCUGAAGAGUCGCAGGUUAACAUAACCAGCGCCUGCACCGAGUUCCAGAAGUCCUUCAAGGUCCUCACGUCGCUGGUGGAUGAAGAACAGGUUCCUUCUGAGGCCCUCCUUAUGCAAAAGCUAUUUACCGUAUGUACGGGUGAAAUGCGACAAAGCUUGGAAACGGAGAUGAUAUCGCAGUUACAGAAUGAUGUUCUUAUGUCCGAGCGCUGCGUGUCGAGCGCCGCCGUGCUGCAGGCGAAGACUACAGUGCUGAAGGCAUGGAACGACACGGUUGGCAAGCUGCUGGCGACCUUCACACGGACGUGGUCGCAGGACACUCGAUUCUCGGUGACUGAUGUGUACAUUACUGCACUCGAGUCUUUCCAUGGGUCGUGGGCUCGCAUACUGUGCAGCGUGAUGGUGGCCACGGACCUACUGGAGAGCGACUUUAUUCGCGUCGAACUCGAGCCGCGUACGGUGAAAGCCGUGCAAGCAGGAAUCAUAGCCGACUUGAGCCGCGAGACGGACCUGAUGAAGGCGCCGCGGCCAGACGAUAGUGGAGGCUCGCCAUCAUCGGAACCCUUCCCGUUGGCCAACCCCACGUAUUGGUACAAGAACUGGCUGUCGCUGGCGCACGCCGUGGAACAGUGUGUCCUCACGCUGGGAGAUCUGCUGACUCGCCAGGACAAGGCAACCAGGGACCAGGUGUCCCUGAGCCGCCUCUACCAGGGUGCCGCCAGCUGCCUAGAGCGCUAUGAGCACGUCUGUAGCCUGCUGCGCCACUUUGUCCUUUACGAGGCCAACACCAGCACAUGCAUCUGGCAAAUGAGCCUCGCCUGUGAGAAGCUCCAGUGCUCUCUGAGUGAGCACUUGGCUUCGGUGGGAGUCAAGCCCAUUGAGUUAGGAGUCGUUCAAAAGGAACUCGAUGCCCUGCAGGUCGACCUCCUGACCAGGCUUCGGGACAUGCGUAAAGAGCGAGCCUUUCCCGAAAAUUACGUGGGGAUUUUUCGAUCCCGCAUGACAGAAUGGCUCGGCCAACUCCAAGUAGCCACCAAAGACAUCCGUCAGGAGGCCCUCGAGGCAGCGGCGCGUGUCGACUGCAGCGACAGGACCAGGCUGGACGAGUCCAUCGCCACGCUGCCGUCGCGCAUCGAGGAAGGCUGCAAAGGAAUAGAAGCUCAGCUGCAGCGCUUUUGUGCCAAUGAAGCCUGGAAAAUUGACGACAUCGGUAUCCUGGCGCAUCUUUCCAAGUCGCGGAGCAACAUUUAAAGC
Molecule: messenger RNA, 2084 nt
Organism: Rhipicephalus sanguineus (brown dog tick)
Lineage: Eukaryota; Metazoa; Arthropoda; Arachnida; Ixodida; Ixodidae
Exons: 5
Coding region: 234-2081 (615 amino acids)
Source: RefSeq, a predicted model, not a curated record